GAUGUCCGGGUGAGCGGACGAGGGAGUACGCGCCAGAAUGUAUCCGCUCACCCUCGCACACACGCGCUACACCCCCGCGGGAUGAUGAUAAAUGAUGGGUUGCCGCAGAUAGAACCACCCCACCCCAGACAAGGCCAGGCAGAGGGGGUGUUGUUGCUUGGUGUAAAAUCAGGGCGCGUGUUAAUAUUUGCUAGAUUACUGCGAGCCCUUGGUGCGCGUCGGACACUCCAUAGAGCACACACCAACACCAACACCACCACCAUCUUCGGGGAUGAUGGUUUUGGUCCGGUGAAUCAGCAAAUGCCGCAAAUGCGGGCAAGGAAUGUUGUGCUGUGCUAAGAUAAAUCAGGUUUCAGCAACGAAACAAUCGCUUCAUUUAGCGAACUUCCGAAGCGAAGUUGGUGGUGCCCCUUGGCAAUCGAGUCAUCCUUGGAAAGGAAUGAAGUGCGAGUGCGAAGAGCCUCCAAAUCGUUCCUAAGUGGCACGUGCAACAACGGAAUAAGUAACUUUUCCGACCUGCCUGACACCACGUCAAUCACCUCGGGAAGAGCUACCGUGAUUUUCCCGCCAGCACUCAUUAAACUACCGCAGAAUGGCCCAAAAGUUCUCCGAAAAGCAACGCCCUUCCCCGAAGCCGGCGAUUGGCGUUAAGUUCCUCCAACACUACUAGUAGCACACACAGCCAACUGGGAUUGAUUUUUUGGCACGCAAAACUAAUAAAAACUCAUUGCUCAACUUUUGCACCGGCGAGUACCGCCCCCUAUAAACAUGCUCCACAAAGCCGUUUGCAUGGCGUGCAGCUGUUCUGGCACUUCUUCUAUCGGUGGUGCUAAAACUUAUCUUCGUGCGGCACCACCAGGACACAGGCUUGCAGUGGUGGUGCUGUUGUUGUUUAUUGCGCCUUUGCGUUGGAAGAGUUUUGUUUUUAGUUUUUCCGCUCGCUGCUAUUAAACGGCGCACCCGGCAACCGUCCCCCGGGCGAAAGGGAUCGGGGGGCGUAAGAACAGAGGUGUCGGAAAAGUUGUGCGGCCUGCCAGGUGUCGAACGGUGUUCACAUCAACCUCGUGACCUACCUAAAAGGCACGUGGAGACCGUUGUACUCGAUUUCGAGUUGCAACUGCAAGGAUUGGAGCUUUUAGGGAUCGUUCCAUUCGUUAGUUGAUGAGUUUCCACCGUAGAGGAAGGUUCUCGCUAUCUGGACGGUACCACUACUACUACUACUACGACUACCACCAUCCCGAUACUACACACAGGAUGGCUGUUUGGGGGAAAGUGAAAAUUGCCAGUACCACCACCACCUCCAAAGCUCCGCUGGCGCGCACUCCAAGCAAAGCCGGUUCAUUGUUCAGCGAAACGCUAACGGCCGCCCUGGGGAAGCGGAAGAGCAAGUUCAAGGAUAUUACCGACGAGCUGAACCAGCACAUCAACGCCGAGGAGCGGGAGGAGCUGUACCAACGGCCCCUGUUCAACGCGGACAAGAUCCGGCGCAUGAUGGAGCGCAUCGUGGAAAAGCAGUUCGAUGUGGACGAGGAGGAGAUGCGCUACGUGUACAAUCCGGCCAAAAAUCUCAAGAUGUGCCAGAACAUCUCCAAACAGAUCAAGGAUCGGAUGAAAGCGAUGAACUUUAAGCGACACCGUAUUAUCAGCAUCGCAACGAUAGUGGAAAAGCAGCAGCAAGGAAUACACUACAAAAUGAAGUAUAUCCUCGAUCCGAAGCUGGACGACUACGUGCGUUUGUAUCACGAAACGCCUCACUUUUACAUCAUCGCCACAGUGCUGCUUGUCCACAAGGAUUAAG
Messenger RNA from Anopheles gambiae (African malaria mosquito), 1798 nucleotides. RefSeq lists its product as uncharacterized. Gene Ontology annotation, biological process: microtubule-based movement. Gene Ontology annotation, molecular function: dynein intermediate chain binding. The coding region runs from base 1162 to 1797 and encodes 211 amino acids. The transcript has 3 exons. NCBI's taxonomy places the organism in Eukaryota, Metazoa, Arthropoda, Insecta, Diptera, Culicidae. The record is from RefSeq and is a predicted model, not a curated record. Gene Ontology annotation, cellular component: cytoplasm; cytoplasmic dynein complex.